Linepithema humile (Argentine ant) is the source of this 764-nucleotide messenger RNA. The record is from RefSeq and is a predicted model, not a curated record. Lineage: Eukaryota; Metazoa; Arthropoda; Insecta; Hymenoptera; Formicidae.
GAAAAUAUUAUAAUAUUUAAUUUUCUGCAAACAUUGGGCGUUGUAUUGAAGCCCGAAGAUAAGGACAAGGAUGGAGAAGCUUUCCUGAAGGUUGUCACGAGAACGUGGUUACUCGCUGGAGAGGCUUUGCUUCAGAUGAUUGCCAUACACUUGCCGUCUCUCGUAACUGCUCAAAAAUACCGUAUGGAAAUGUUGUACAAGAGACCGCUCGAUGAUGAAGCUGCCAUUGGAAUUAAGAACUGCGACCCGAAUGGACUACUUAUGAUGUACGUUUCGAAAAGUACAUCGGACAAAGGACGCUUUUACGCUUUCAGCCGAGUAUUUUCGGGUAAGGCGUGCACUGGCAUGAAAGCUCGCAUCAUGGAACCCAACUUCCAGCCGGGCAAAAAAGAAGAUCUGUACGAGAAGGUAAUCCAACGUACUAUUCUCAUGAUGGGUCGUUACGUCGAAGCUAUCGAAGAUGUACCUUCUGAUAAUGAUUGUUGUGAUUUUAUGAUCUUUGUGAUUUUGUCGGCGUCGAUCAGUUCUUGGUGAAGACCGGUACAAUCACGACGUUUAAGGAUGCGCAUAAUAUGAAGGUUAUGAAGUACUCUGUGUCGCCCGUCGUGCGUGUCGCGGUUGAACCGAAAAAUCCUGCUGAUUUGCCAAAAUUGGUCGAAGGAUUCAAACGUCUGGCAAAGUCAGAUUUUAUGGUGCAGUGCAUCAUCGAGGAAUCUGGCGAGCACAUUAUCGCCGGUGCUGGAGAGUUGCACCUUGAGAUUUGC